This is a messenger RNA of Aspergillus heteromorphus CBS 117.55, 547 nucleotides long. RefSeq lists its product as uncharacterized. Bases 191 to 547 code for a protein of 118 amino acids. The transcript has a single exon. The record is from RefSeq and is a predicted model, not a curated record. Lineage: Eukaryota; Fungi; Ascomycota; Eurotiomycetes; Eurotiales; Aspergillaceae.
UCCACCAGAGUUUCCUCUGGCUUCACCCUAUUCAGGCAUAGUUCACCAUCUUUCGGGUCCCCACAUUUACGCUCUUACUCAAAUCCAUCCGAAGACAUCAGGAUCGGUCGAUGGUGCGCCCCACGAGGGGGCUCCCACCUCCGUUCGCUUUCACUUCGCGCACGGGUUUGACACCCGAACACUCGCGUAGAUGUUAGACUCCUUGGUCCGUGUUUCAAGACGGGUCGUUUGCGACCAUUAUGCCAGCGUCCGAGCCGAAGCGCGUUCCUCGGUCCGGGCUGGCCGCAUUGCACCCCUGGCUAUAAGGUGCCCCGGAGGGCACUACAUUCCAGGGGCCUUUGACCGGCCGCCCAAACCGACGCUGGCCCGCCCACGGGGAAGUACACCGGCACGAAUGCCGGCUGAACCCCGCGGGCGAGUCUGGUCGCAAGCGCUUCCCUUUCAACAAUUUCACGUGCUGUUUAACUCUCUUUUCAAAGUGCUUUUCAUCUUUCGAUCACUCUACUUGUGCGCUAUCGGUCUCCGGCCAGUAUUUAGCUUUAGAUGA